Messenger RNA from Rhagoletis zephyria (snowberry fruit fly), 2916 nucleotides. NCBI's taxonomy places the organism in Eukaryota, Metazoa, Arthropoda, Insecta, Diptera, Tephritidae. The record is from RefSeq and is a predicted model, not a curated record.
AUGGAUGUCAGCCCCAGUAAGAAGCGUUUUCGAUCUGAAGAUGUCAUUUUAGAUGACGAUGAGUUGUGUGCACUAGUGGAUGCAGCAGUUGCCAAAAAAGCAAGCAUUGAUGAAACUUCGGCACUUGAAACUGCAGCUUCAUCUGAGGCAAACAUUGAAAACAAAAAAGCUGUUUCGUUAUCGCAUGAAGACAUUGCUAAACUUAACAAUGGAGAAUGGGUUCCAUUUGACUUGCAGCUUGCACAAAAUGUAAAACUACAAGUUGGCGAAGAUAUAAACUUUUAUUGGUUUGAUGCGGGGACAAAUCAAGAUACUGUGUAUUUGUUUGGAAAAAUUUUUAAUUCAAAAACCAAGCAGUUUGCUUGUGCUUCGUUAAAAGUUCAAAACAUCAACCGGCGAAUAUUUCUUUUGCCAAGGGAAACUUGUCUUGAGACAAAUAGGAAAGUUAAUAUUGAAGAUGUUUUCAAUGAAUUUGCGCACACUGUUACGGAAAAGUUGAACAUUUGCAAAUUUCUUGCGCAGUAUCUAGAAGUGCUAUACUCGGGAACUUUGCCUCAAUUAGAGCAGCAAUUUUGUUCAGGAAACACCUAUCAGCACGUGUUUGGCGCUAAUGCUUCAAUCCUGGAAAAUUUUAUUCUUGAUCGCAACCUCAAAGGACCUCAAUGGCUUACUGUUAAAAAUGUGCUUUCGUCACCCGAGUCACUCAACGACACAUGGUGUCAACAUCAGUUUUCAGUCAAUGAGCCAUCACAAAUUAGUACCGUUUUUCCUGAUAAUCUACCGUCUCCUAAAUUCACAGUUUUGACUCUAAAUAUGAAGCAAUAUGGUGCUUCUGAAGCAAUCGAUAACGAAAUUAUUGCCAUCUCAGGAAUUGUUAAUAAAGACUACCUUUUUGAAUCCAAUUUACCUCUGUCUGAGAAUUCUCAUCAUUUCUGCUUUCUCACUUGUCCGUCUACAAAUGAGUUUUCAUUUCCAAAUGAUUUUAAAGCUGAAUCGCCUGUUGGAUCAAAAACGGAAAUUAUUCAAACGACUAAUGAAAAAAUGUUACUUGAAGCUUUUCUGGACAAAUUCCAUCAAGUGGACGCUGAUAUUAUUGCUGGUCAUGAUUUGAUUUUCGACUACAAAUAUUUGUUUACCAGAAUUUCCCAUCACGGUAUUUCUCGCGCUUCAUGGUCUCGAAUGGGAAGGCUCAACAUGCAAGAGCAGCAGUCCGAAAAUCUUACACCGCAUUAUCACUUCAUUGGCCGCCUUCUCUGUGACGUCAAAACUAACUCAAAAGAGUUAAUUCGAGCUGAAUCAUAUGAUCUGAAAGAGCUAUCUUCAAAAAUAUUGGGUAAAAAACGCGUGGACGUAAGCUCCAGUAAAUUACCUCAAUACUAUUCCACAUCUUCAAAACUGUUUCGCUUAAUUGACAUCAUGACUACUGAUAAUGAACACACUUCUAGUAUAAUGUUCAAACUCAAUUGCUUGCCAUUGGCCAAGCAAAUAACCAGUAUUGUUGGAAACCUUCUCUCAAAAACGCUUCUUGGAGGACAAUCGUCUCGGAAUGAGUUUCUCCUACUUCAUGCUUUUAACUCUAAUGGUUAUAUUGUUCCCGAUAAAGCCCUUCGAGCAGCCAACUUGCAAGAUCUAGCAAACAACAAUGAACAAGACGAAGAUGAAAACAAAUCUCAGUUUUAUCAAAACAACUUUUCUUAUUCUGGUGGUUUAGUACUUGAGCCAACGACCGGGUUGUAUGAUAAUUUCAUUCUGGUUAUGGAUUUCAAUUCCCUCUACCCAUCAAUCAUUCAGGAAUAUGACAUUUGUUUCACUACGAUUGACCCGAAAAAAUGCCUAAUCAGCACCGAUUUGAAACCUUCAAAAUCAAAAGGAAUUUUGCCCUGUGAAAUAAAAAAACUCGUGGAUUUGCGUAAAGAAGCUAAAAUUCAACUGGCAAAUAACAGUUUGUCACAAAACGAGAAAGUGCAGUUGGAAAUUAAGCAGAAAGCACUGAAAGUAAUUGCAAACAGCAUUUACGGCUGUCUGGGUUUUGCUUUCUCGCGGUUUUACGCUCAACAUCUGGCUGCUUUGGUCACUGGUAAAGGCAGAGACAUUCUACUUGACAGCAAAAGCUUAGUUGAAAACCUUGGCUAUGAAGUCAUUUACGGGGAUACAGAUUCGCUCAUGGUUAAAACACAAUGCUGCACUUUAGAUGAGGUCUAUGAAGUCGGUGAUAAAAUUCAAACUGAAAUUAAUCGCAAAUAUGAUCUUCUUGAAAUUGGAAUCGAUUCGGUGUUUAGACGAAUGUUACUUUUGAAGAAGAAAAAGUAUGCCGGUCUUUCAGUGAGCAAAGAUUCUGAUGGAAAGUUGCAGUACAGCAGAGAAGUCAAAGGACUGGAAAUUAUUCGCCAUGACUGGAGUUUAAUGGUGCGGAACACUGCCAGUGCGGUUUUAGACCAAAUUCUUCCUGUGCCGGAAGAUGAAGGCGAAGACCCUUUGUCAAUUGAAGGGAUGGUUAAAGAAAUUAAAGACGGCUUGAAAAUGUUGGUGAAGGCUUUGCGAGCAAAUGAGUUUUCUUUGAGUGAUUUUGUCACCAAGAAAGCCUUAAGCAAAGACCCCGAUGAAUACUUGAGAGCCUUGCCUCACUCUGUCGCUGCAGCUCGAUACAACAAAAGUACCUUUGGCAAACGACUUGGUAGUGGCGAUACUAUACCGUACAUUAUUUGCAACGAUGGCACACGUAGCUCUGUUACUCAGCGGGCUUAUCACAUUGAGAAUGCACGUCAGAAGAUAAACAGUGGAGAGAUCAAAGUGGAUAUUGACUACUAUAUUACGAAUCAGCUUCUGCCCGUUCUGACUCGCUUGUGUGAGCCAAUUACUGAAGAUAUUGCCCUUUUUCUAGGAAUUGAACCGUCCCGUAAACGCCAACAAAAGUAA